Neurospora hispaniola is the source of this 1312-nucleotide messenger RNA. Its product is annotated as glutathione S-transferase. The record is from RefSeq and is a predicted model, not a curated record. Lineage: Eukaryota; Fungi; Ascomycota; Sordariomycetes; Sordariales; Sordariaceae. Gene Ontology annotation, cellular component: cytoplasm. Bases 161 to 1177 code for a protein of 338 amino acids. Gene Ontology annotation, molecular function: glutathione transferase activity. The transcript is spliced from 3 exons.
UCGUGACGCUCGAGUCGUUUCCCCGAAUUCAUCAUCCAGUUGUUGCUCAGCACGUCUUCUUUUUUGAUCGACCUGGUCUUUUGACUUUGACUUUCGAGGAUUGCGUUUCGAACUUCGAGCAUUGCAAACCAUCAUCUAACUAAUUAUCUCCAUACUGACAAUGGCUUCCAAGGAUAACCAGGGAUCCGGAGCUUUCAUUCGCACCGAAAGCGCGUUCCGCCAUUUUAUCUCCCCUGAACCCAAUGCUCAAUUUCCAGCAGAAAAGGGACGGUAUGCUCUGUACAUCUCGCCCACAUGUCCUUGGGCACAUAGAACCUCCAUUGUCCGGAUUCUCAAAGGACUCGAGAACAUUAUCGACCUGUACGAACUCCACCCAUCCAUGGGUCCCAAGGGCUGGUACUUCAGCGGUGAAGGUUCUUCCCUCCCUGCAGACCCCUUGUACGGCUUCAAGUACCUCCCCGAUCUCUACAAGAAGGCCGACCCCUCCUUCACCGGUCCUUUCACAGUUCCCAUGCUCUGGGACAAGAGGACCCAUACCGUUGUCAACAACGAAAGUUCCGAGAUUAUCCGCAUGCUUACUACCGCCUUUGACCACCUCCUGCCGGAACACUUACGUGAAGUGAACAGGCCAGGUGGCGGACUGUACCCGAAGCAUCUGCAAUCUUCUAUUGAUGAGGUGAAUAGCUGGGUCUACAACUUGAUCAACAACGGAGUGUACAAGACAGGCUUCGCUACCACCCAGCAGGCGUACGACGCGAAUCUGUACCCACUUUUUGAGGGACUCGAUCGUGUUGAGCAACUCCUCUCCUCCCCUGCACCCAGCGAUGGUGGCUCGCCUGAAACAAAGUCAAGGAAAUACCUUCUUGGGGACAACCUCACAGAAACUGACGUCCGUUUGUAUACCACAAUCAUUCGGUUCGACGUCGCGUACCGCCCAGUGUUUCUAUGCAGCCUCAAAUCCAUCCGACAUGAUUAUCCGAGCAUUUACUCCUGGCUCCGCCGCUUGCAUUGGGAUCAAGACAGCCGCGAGACCAAUGCCGCGUUCCACUCGACAUCUGCACCGUACCUGGAUGUGUAUGGGCCGUCAUACGCCGCUGCAAGGCACAAGAAGGUUUUUGGCGGGCAAGGACCUUUGAUUGUCCCUGGGGGGCCGACACCGUUGAUCGAUCAGUUGUAGGGCAAAAUUUCACAAAUGGAAUUUCGAUGCUCUGCUACAGACAUUACUGCGAAACCAUGAUCGUUGGUCUGCCGGUAAACGAAAUGAAUUCUUCCUCUUUUCAUUACACAACACUCCAUCAAAUAGGAUCCAACG